Messenger RNA from Polyodon spathula (Mississippi paddlefish), 3534 nucleotides. RefSeq names its product high affinity cGMP-specific 3',5'-cyclic phosphodiesterase 9A. The record is from RefSeq and is a predicted model, not a curated record. Bases 126 to 1802 code for a protein of 558 amino acids. Gene Ontology annotation, biological process: cGMP catabolic process. The transcript has 14 exons. Gene Ontology annotation, molecular function: 3',5'-cyclic-GMP phosphodiesterase activity. Lineage: Eukaryota; Metazoa; Chordata; Actinopteri; Acipenseriformes; Polyodontidae.
CGGAGUAUGUCAGUUCAAAGCUGCUGUACUUUUUAUAAAGACCAUUCCAUCCAUGUUUCUAUGUUUGCGAAGUACAGUACAAGUGCCAGCUCUUAUGUGAUUUUCUGACGCUUGUUUUUUAAAAAAUGACAUCAAAAGUAAUAUACUUUACAGUGAAUGGAAGCCCCGAACAGGCGGAGUUCAGAGCGGACUGCCCUGCUCAAGAUGUUAAAGACUUGUUCCGAGCUGCAGCAGAGGCAGGACCCCAUGAUAUCCUAAAGCUGUACAACACGAAAGGAAACAUUAUCAACAUCUCACCAAAGCUGGAGCCCAACAGUCCUCAGAGUCGCUACAAGCUGGAAGUAGUUGCUGCUGAUUGUAACAGUGAGCCUUUCGGGUCAGAGUUGGCAGUGGCUUUGGGGUUUGACCUUUCUGUCAUGGAAAAAAGGUUACAGAGCUUGGAGAAGAAGAUUCUGGGUGAAGCUGGAGAAACUCCUUCCAUUGUAUAUGAAAUGAAGAACCAGGUGGAGUCAUUUCGGGAGAAACUGGAGAGCGUCGAGCACCUGAGCUGGCUGGGGCUGUUCAAGGAGCUCUCCUCCACGGGGACCCACAAGCCGUCUCCCUUCUAUCACAAGAGAGCGCUCCGGAAAACCAGAGAGGAGUGUGAGCAUGUCCGGGAGAACUUCCUGCAGAUGAGCACUCUGGAAGUCACAGAGGAGGUCAGGCAGUACCUGAAGACACCUACAUUUGAUAACUGGCAGUGGGAAGAUGCUGAGAUCAUGGUGCUGCUGCAGCUGAUGUACACAGACCUGGACUUCAUCACCACGUUCCACAUUGAACUGGAGGUGCUGCAGCAGUUCCUCUACGAGGUGUACAAGCACUACAACAACAUUCCCUUCCACAACUUCAACCACUGCUUCUGCGUCACUCAGAUGAUGUACGGUUUGAUCUGGUUGACUGACCUCCGGAGUAAAAUAGAUGAAAUUGAUCUCUUAACUAUGUUAACAUCAGCUGUUUGCCAUGAUCUAGACCACACAGGAUACAACAAUGCAUAUCAGAUCAAUGCUCGUACAGAACUGGCACUGAGGUACAAUGAUAUCUCUCCCUUAGAAAACCAUCACUGUGCUGUGGCUUUUGAAAUCCUUGAAAAGCCAGAAAACAACAUUUUUCGAAAUCUGACUACAGAGCAGUACAAAAGGAUUAGAGAGGGGAUGAUCAAAUGCAUUCUUGCUACAGACAUGACCAGACACAAUGAGAUUCUAAACCAGUUCAAAUCCAUCCUGCCGGAGUUCAACUUCAGCAACAAAGUUCACAAAGAUAAUCUUAUGAUGAUAAUGAUCAAAGUGAGUGAUAUCUCCAAUGAAGCCCGUCCCAUGGAUGUUGCAGAGCCAUGGCUAGACUGCUUGCUCCAGGAGUUUUUUAACCAGAGUGAUAUGGAGAAACUAGAAGGUCUCCCUGUUUCUCCCUUUAUGGACAGAGAUAAAGUGACGAAGCCGUCGUCUCAGACAGGAUUCAUUCGCUUCGUCCUGUUUCCUCUGUUCAUGGAGCUCGCUAACCUCUUCCCUAAUCUGGAGCAACACAUUAUCGACCCUGUCCGGAAAGCUCUGGAUUACUACACAGAGAUGGAGAAGGCACUGGAGAAGGAAAAGAAGGAGAAGCAGAACCGAGCCCAGAGCGAAAAGGCAGCCAAAGAGAAAAGCAUGAUGACCAGCCAGCUGGAACCCAAGAAACCAGCCAAUGGGAACCUUCCCAAACCAGGGGGUUCCAGCACCGCCAAACCCAACCCACCGGCAGCACCCACCCUGAAACACAUCGACAAAUAGCAUUGACCAGCCUCUGUCUGACUACUGUUCCACACCAACACAAGAAAUAGCAUUGACCAGCCUCUGUCUGACUACUGUUCCACACCAACACAAGAAAUAGCAUUGAACAGCCUCUGUCUUACUGCUGCUUCACACCAACACAAGAAAUAGCAUUGAACAGCCUCUGUCUUACUGCUGUUCCACACCAACACAAGAAAUAGCAUUGAACAGCCUCUGUCUUACUGCUGCUUCACACCAACACAAGAAAUAGCAUUGAACAGCCUCUGUCUUACUGCUGCUCCACACCAACACAAGAAAUAGCAUUGACCAGCCUCUGUCUUACUGCUGCUUCACACCAACACAAGAAAUAGCAUUGACCAGCCUCUGUCUGACUACUGUUCCACACCAGCACAAGAAAUAGCAUUGACCAGCCUCUGUCUGACUACUGUUCCACACCAGCACAAGAAAUAGCAUUGAACAGCCUCUGUCUGACUACUGUUCCACACCAGCACAAGAAAUAGCAUUGACCAGCCUCUGUCUGACUGCUGCUCCACACCAACACAAGAAAUAGCAUUAACCAGCCUCUGGCAUUCUGGUAAGUGUAGUCCGUCCCCAUCAACCCUCCAUUCCGCCCAUCAACGCUCCAUUCCACACCAACACUUCAUUCCACCCACCAACGCUCCAUUCCGCCCAUCAACGCUCCAUUCCGCCCAUCAACGCUCCAUUCCACACCAACGCUUCAUUCCACCCACCAACGCUCCAUUCCGCCCAUCAACGCUCCAUUCCACACCAACGCUUCAUUCCACCCACCAACGCUCCAUUCCGCCCAUCAACGCUCCAUUCCGCCUAUCAGUGCUCCAUUCCGCCUAUCAGUGCUCCAUUCCAUCCAUCAACGCUCCAUUCCAUCUAUCAACGCUCCAUUCCGCCCAUCAAUGCUCCAUUCCGCCUAUCAAUGCUCCAUUCCAUCAAUCAACGCUCCAUUCCUCCUAUCAACGCUCCAUUCCGCCUAUCAACGCUCCAUUCCGCCUAUCAACGCUCUGUUCCACCUAUCAACACUCCGUUCAAUCCAUCAACGCUCCAUUCCACCUAUCAACGCUCCAUUCAGUCCAUCAACGCUCCAUUCAGUCCAUCAACGCUCCAUUCCGUCCACCAACGCUCCAUUCAGUCCAUCAACGCUCCAUUCAGUCCAUCAACGCUCCAUUCCGCCUAUCAACGCUCCAUUCCAUCAAUCAACUCUCCAUUCCAUCCAUCAACGCUCCAUUCCGCCUAUCAACGCUCCAUUCAGUCCAUCAACACUCCAUUCCAUCCACCAACGCUCCAUUCCAUCUAUCAAUGCUCCAUUCCAUCCAUCAACACUCCAUUCCAUCUAUCAACGCUCCAUUCAGUCCAUCAACACUCCAUUCCAUCCACCAACGCUCCAUUCCAUCUAUCAAUGCUCCAUUCCAUCCAUCAACACUCCAUUCCAUCUAUCAACGCUCCAUUCAGUCCAUCAACGCUCCAUUCAGUCCAUCAGCUCACUCAUUACCGCGCCAUUCAGUCCAUCCAUGCUCCGUUCAGCCCAUCAAGGCUCCAUUCUGUUGUUACAGAAAGGGGCUUGUUACCAGGAGGUUCCCAGUUUAAAUCCGGCUCAGCCAUUGACCCACUGUGUGGGACCCUGGGCAAGUUUCUUUACCUCCACGUAAAAUCGAGGUCCUAUUGUAAGUGAUUUUGCAGCAGCAGUUGUUGAUGCAUAGUUCACCCCCUAGUCUCUGUA